AUGGACCAGUUGGCUUCAAUCACUGCUUGGACUCCAAGUUCAACCAACACUCCAACAACUACUAGUUUGAAAAGUGUCGCAACCACAGCACAGUCGGCUUUAGAACUGAGUUUGUCAGCAGCAUUACGUGAUUUUAGUAGUUAUGGAACCAAAAUCAACAAUGAACAAUACGUGAGUGCAUCCAGAGCUAUUCGUGGAGCACAAGCUUCGUUAUCAAUCAUUUCAGCUGAACAUGUGUUAGCAACAGCCACUGCCGACAAUAUUAAAGCACAAGCUACUGAAUUGAUUUGGAAUCUGACGCAAAACUUGGAUGACUUGUGGUGGGAUGAAAAUGUUUAUGAUAUUCGUCGUCUUACUCGUCCGGGAAACAUUAUCUUUUUGGUGGUUUUUGCCAUCUCCUUCUUGUGGUAUAUUGUCAUAUUAGCCAAGUCAAGAUACUGGUGGUUCAAUGUCGCCUUCUUUUGUGGUGCAGCUUUGGAAUUUUUGGGGUUCCUUGGCAGAGUUUUGUCUUUUAACGACAUGACAUAUUUUCCUUACUAUUUGUUGCAGUUGAUUGUUUUGACUAUAGCGCCAGCUUUCAUCAUGGGUGGAAUAUAUUUCUUGCUAGGGCAAUUGGUUAUAAUCCAUGGCCGUCAAUUUUCUGUGUUAAAGCCACUAUGGUAUGCCUAUAUAUUCAUUGCUUGUGAUAUCACAUCAUUGGUUAUUCAAGCUAUUGGUGGUGGAAUUGCUAGUGUGCGAGCUGAAAAUUAUGAAAAUGCUGAUCCUGGUACAUACACCAUGAUUGCUGGUAUUGCUUUCCAGGUAUUUUCCAUGUCAAUUUACAUCAUCUUUUGGACAAUUUUUCUUUGGAAAAUUUAUUUCCCGAAAACUGACAAGUAUCCUUCUCAAUUGGCGUCAGAAAAGAGUGAUCUUGUUGAUCCACAACAAGUAUUAAAACCAAGUGUGAAAAACUUUUUCAAGUUGCUCAUCAACUCAAAGAAAACCGCAGAAUACAAAAGGAAUAUUUUGGAGCCAUAUUACAACCCCAAGUAUGCUGACAUUAGGCUGAGAAAGAUGUACGAUUACUUUCCCUUGGCAGUUUCUUUAGCCAUUAUUGCCGUUUUUGUUCGUUGUAUUUACAGAGUGGUUGAAUUGGCACAAGGGUUCAGUGGUUACUUGAUUACUCAUGAAGUUUACAUUAUGUGUUUGGAUGCUCUCAUGUUGUUUAUUGCUUUGUACAUGUUUAUUCCUUUCCACCCACACAUUGUUUUCGGUGCUAGUAAUAUCAUUAGGUUGGGCGAUAUUAAGGGAAACACUGAUGAGAAAAUAGAAGAGGAAGUAUUAUACCCUGUAGAUGACGGGUAUGACAGCAAUGCCACGAGAAAGGGCACUGCUGUUGGAAGCCCAUAUGGGGAAACACAAGAUCUCGAGAAGCAUGGUAGUGAAACGUCUUACAAGGCUGAUCUUGGGGAUGCAAAUCAUCAAGCCUCUUAUCCAAUAGAGAGUGAUUACACACCACAAGGCAUUCAUUCUGCUAACAACAGUCAUAUACCACGUGAUUCAUACCCAUUAGAAAGCAGAGAGGAGUAUCAUGAUGCCUAUGGUACAAGACAUAGGUAA
Molecule: messenger RNA, 1599 nt
Organism: Lodderomyces parapsilosis
Lineage: Eukaryota; Fungi; Ascomycota; Pichiomycetes; Serinales; Debaryomycetaceae
Product: RTA1 domain-containing protein
Exons: 1
Coding region: 1-1599 (532 amino acids)
Cellular component (GO): fungal-type vacuole; plasma membrane
Source: RefSeq, a predicted model, not a curated record